Molecule: messenger RNA, 2508 nt
Organism: Aspergillus udagawae
Lineage: Eukaryota; Fungi; Ascomycota; Eurotiomycetes; Eurotiales; Aspergillaceae
Product: nitrogen permease regulator 3 family protein
Exons: 2
Coding region: 1-2508 (835 amino acids)
Biological process (GO): negative regulation of TORC1 signaling; cellular response to amino acid starvation; positive regulation of autophagy
Cellular component (GO): GATOR1 complex
Source: RefSeq, a predicted model, not a curated record
AUGUCGUCAAUUGCACGUCCACCAGAUCCCUGCCUGGUCGCCAUCAUCUUAAUCGUCCGCUCCCGUGCGGGCCCACGCUUCGUGUUCCACUACCCUCCCAACCCACUCAGUGAGAAUGGCUUGAGACCCGCGCGAAAGGAACGACGCACUUCGCGCUCGAAGAGCGGACAAGGUUACAAGAGUAAUGAAUCAAGCUCCAGCGAGGAGAGUGGCUCCAGCUCCGACGAUGACGAGGAGGAGCACCAGCGCCAGCUCCAGAGCCAAAACCAGAGCCAGAGUCACCUCAGCGGGAGUGUGGCGUCGGGGCGACGGUCGAGUAACUUUGGCCUCGACGAUCAUGUCGCCAUGUCUGUAUCUCCCGGCGGAGAUUCCCAGCGCGCUGGGUCAAUCGGAUCCGGCCGGACGUCGUUUCGCAAACGAGGUGGCAAUUCAGAUGUCGAUGAGGAUUCGGGCGCGGCGUCGGACAGGCAAGAGGAUGGUUCGGGAGGAGCGGGUGGGCCAUACCGCCCACCGUGGGAGUCGCUUCUGGGACUUCCUGCCGAUGUCUGGGAGAAGUUAUUGAGUCCGUCGCGUGCGUGGCAUAAGCGCCGGUUCGAGGUCGGGAUCAACGACCUGGCGUUCAUUGGAUGGCCGGUUUUUGUUCGCGAGGACGGGACGUGGCGGAAACAGAGACGGAAGAAAAAGAAGAAGCGGCGUGCUGAGUGGGAGGGAGGCGAAUUGGGCCAUAACGAGAAUGCAGAGGAUGCGCCGGAUGAUGAGGACGGCGAUGCUGGCGGCGGUGGGCUGCUGGCAGCCUCGACUGAGACAUUGAGUCCCAAACAGAUGACCUUCCCAGAGGCCAAACGAGCGUCGGGAUCUAGCAGCAAAGCGGCAAGGUCAUCAGUUGACUGCGUGGACGGUGAUGACAAGGAUUCAAUGACGAUGUUCAACGUGGUCUUCGUGCUUGACCCUCCUUUACUGGAAUACUCCAUGCGCACUAGGGAGGUCUACGACAAUAUCAUAAAGAAGUUCGCCAAAGCCUUGAAAUGGGAGCAGGCCCGAACUGAUUACGUCUGGAGAGAGGCCCAACAUAUAUCACAUCUCAAAGAAAAAGCUAAAGAGAGGAGAACCUCCCUCAACAGCCUUUACACGGAACUGAUCAAUCAAUCGUCGCUCGCUAGGGCCAUCUACACCGUCCACACCAGCAUAUCCGCAUCCAAAAUUGCAUCUGUUCCGCUGAGUCCGGAUGUUUCCAUAUCGCUUCAGAUACCUCCUCUAACCUCAACACCGUAUCUGCCUGGACCAACUGAUAAAGCAUAUCCGGGUCUCUGGCUCACCACUGCAGACAGUGUCACCCCCGUGGAGGACCCUACUGCCGAUGAUACAGCACCGCAUCAGGUGCUAGCCAAACACUUUGCGCUGUUGUUGCUGGACAACGAGGCGGCAAUUCUCAAGGACGUCGAAGCGUCCGGAGGUGCCUUGGCACCUGCUCUUGCUCACUAUCUUCGGUGCUCCAAGCCAACGAAAUCCUUUGCGCAGAUAUCCGCGUCGUCCGGUAUACCCCUCUCGACCAUACAGAUGCUGGCCAGUCAUCUUGUUUACUGGCGACGUGCACGCGCCAUACCCCCGAUUCACCAACGUGAUACGUAUAUUGUAUCUCCGAACUGUGACUUGAGCAAGCUGGAAAUAGCCACUGCUGCCUAUCAAGCAGCAUUUCCAACCCUACCCAGCUUGCCCAAGAUGCUUUCGGCCCUGAGCGGGACGCCUAGACCAUAUGGAAGUUUUAUCCCGAGCAAAGACCAUAAGGAGACAUAUUUUGCUAUCUUGGCGUGGCUGCUAAGAGGAGGUUGGGUGACUCAACUUCGGUCAUUUGCAAGGGUCAAAGUCACUCCGGAGAUAAAGAUGGCCGUAGAAGUUGCUCUUCGUCGUGAAGAAGUGGACAAGUAUCUGCGGAAAGGCAGAUCUUUGGAGGGACAGAAGCCUGCCGGUGGCGAAGAUGGGAACGAGGCGGAUGAGAACGACGAUGCUAGCUCGUCCUCGUCGUCAUCGCUGGCAAGCCAGGGUAGCGGUGAAGAGACGCCAAUGCCUGGGCAUUACCAGCCGGAGAGCGAUCUUCGUCUCUCACAUUCCAUGCUAGAUCGAAACACGUCGCUGAGAACGUCAUCUUUGAUCCUGUUCCCUCAUCGCGCCUCACCGCUGGAGUCACGGUGGUUGGAACAGAUUGUCUCCCGGUUUCCUGAGCACCCUAGAUCCGUGGGCCGUCAUCGCCGGGGAGAAGGGUCGAAUGCGGCUGGAGGUGAGAUAGACCCUGAGUAUGCCGGCCUGAGCACUCCAAUGAAGGAUCUAUGGCCGACCUAUAUAAAGUAUUUCAAUGGGCUUGACGCGCUUGAGAAGAUCCCCGUACGCGAAGGUCUUAAGCGUAAGCUUGUGUGGCAGGUCCUCAUACGCUUGGGCAUGGUGACUUCUCCACAGUCUUCGAUUGAACUAGACCCCAGGGAACAGGUGCUGGUUAGUGUGAGGCAUUGGUGA